AUGGCGUCCGAUUCAGAGAAUAACAUGGCCGACAUGUUCGGCGACGACGCUGAGGCCACCGGCGCCAUUGCCACGUCCACCUCGCCCCCACCCGACCAGAACGAGGAUGACGAUGACGACGUUGUCACCGGAAGGCGUACCACUGGCGGCGCUGGGGCUGCGGCGAGUGACGACGAGCUCAAUGACGACGAACCGCCGCUGGAUGAUGAGGAUGACCUUUUCGGUGACGGAGGAGACGAUGACGAUCUUGAGCAGGCACCGGCGGAGCGCACACUCGACGAUGAGGAGCUCGACUCUGGCGAUGACAUGGGCCGCGAGGAUCGCGUGAAGAGUACGGCUGCGGAGGAAUUCGAGGCUAUGGAGCUCCAGAUUGCCGAAGCAUCGCUGCCACGCCAUGCAGUUCCUGAGCCCAGCGACAACGAGCUCUAUCUCAUGAAGGUACCACGCUUUCUCGCAGUUGAUCCCAAAACCUUUGUCCUGGAGAAGUGGCAACCGCCCACAACGGAUCAUCACAGCAAGAGAGAGCCAUCGUCGACCUUCUCCCCCUUCAAGACCGCCCAGACGACCAUCCGCUGGCGCCAUUCUCCUUCCAACCCCACUCAGCUUCAAUCCAAUGCACGCAUCCUCAGAUGGUCCGAUGGUUCCCUUACUCUGCAGCUCGGUUCCGACCCCACGCAGCAGUACGAGCUUGACGGAAAGCCCCUUGCUCCUCCACAGAUUAACCCUACCAAGCCUACGCCUACUAGCAUCCGGGAUAUGAAGAAUCGCGGAGCUACUACGUAUGACCCAAGCAAGGACUCUCACACGUAUCUCUGCACGCCCAAUCAACGCGAGCAAUUGGUGCGCAUCACCAACAAGGUCACCGCUGGUCUUUCCGUUCUUCCAUCUAAGAGCACAACGGACGAUUCUUUGGAGCGUUUGCAGGAAUCUCUCGCCGCUGCCGCCAAAGCACGCUCUGGUGCUGGCGGCUCUGUGGCCAUCUUCAGCUUGACUGAAGAUCCGGAGAAGAAGAAGAGGGAGGCAGAGGCGACUGAGAGGGAGCGUGAGCGACAUGCUAAGCUGGAGGAGCGCCAGAGAGAGCGCCAGCGCAUGCGGAACGACCGAGGCUUUGGCCGCAGCGGGUUUGCUCGGUCUUCAGGAUAUGGCGGUUCUCGCUAUGGCCAAUCGAGCGCGUAUGAUGAUGAAGACCGUGGUGCUCGCGGAGCCAAGCAGAGACGUCCCAGGCGGGAAGAGUAUAGCGAUGAGGAGGAGGAUGCUGGACCUCGCUCUCGCUUCAGGGAGGACGAGUACGACGAGGACGAUGACUUCCUCGCCGGCAGCGACGAGGAGCCCGAGACGUAUGAGGACGAGGAAGACAUCGACGACCGCCUUGAGGCACAACAGCGUAGGGAGAGGCGCGGUAGUCCGAAGAGGGCUCACGCGGACGAGGACGACGACGAUGAGGAUGAAGUCAUUGCGGCAAGCUCUAGGAAGCGGAGACGGGUCGUCGAUGACGAUGAUGAAGACGAGGAGUAG
Molecule: messenger RNA, 1515 nt
Organism: Lasiodiplodia theobromae
Lineage: Eukaryota; Fungi; Ascomycota; Dothideomycetes; Botryosphaeriales; Botryosphaeriaceae
Product: LEO1-like protein
Exons: 3
Coding region: 1-1515 (504 amino acids)
Biological process (GO): transcription elongation by RNA polymerase II; positive regulation of transcription elongation by RNA polymerase II
Cellular component (GO): nucleus; Cdc73/Paf1 complex
Molecular function (GO): RNA polymerase II C-terminal domain phosphoserine binding
Source: RefSeq, a predicted model, not a curated record